Molecule: messenger RNA, 2104 nt
Organism: Gracilinanus agilis (Agile Gracile Mouse Opossum)
Lineage: Eukaryota; Metazoa; Chordata; Mammalia; Didelphimorphia; Didelphidae
Gene: FAF2
Product: Fas associated factor family member 2
Exons: 11
Coding region: 6-1343 (445 amino acids)
Cellular component (GO): endoplasmic reticulum
Molecular function (GO): ubiquitin binding
Source: RefSeq, a predicted model, not a curated record
GCAAAAUGGCGGCGCCUGAGGAGCGGGACUUAACCCAGGAGCAGACGGAAAAGCUGCUGCAGUUCCAGGAUUUGACUGGUAUCGAAUCUAUGGAUCAAUGUCGUCAUACUCUGGAACAACACAACUGGAACAUAGAGGCAGCUGUACAGGACAGACUGAAUGAGCAAGAAGGUGUACCAAGUGUCUUCAACCCUCCUCCGUCCCGACCCCUGCAGGUUAAUACAGCCGACCACAGGAUCUACAGCUAUGUUGUUUCAAGACCACAACCAAGGGGAUUGCUAGGCUGGGGUUAUUACUUGAUUAUGCUUCCAUUCCGAUUUACCUAUUACACAAUACUUGAUAUAUUUAGGUUUGCGCUUCGUUUUAUACGUCCUGACCCUCGAAGUCGGGUCACUGACCCUGUUGGGGACAUUGUUUCAUUUAUGCACAUAUUUGAAGAGAAAUAUGGGAGGACACAUCCUGUCUUCUACCAGGGAACAUACAGCCAGGCACUAAAUGAUGCCAAGCGAGAACUUCGCUUUCUGUUGGUCUAUCUUCAUGGUGAUGAUCACCAAGAUUCUGAUGAUUUUUGUCGCAAUACUCUUUGUGCACCUGAUGUUAUUUCGCUUAUAAACAAUAGGAUGCUCUUUUGGGCAUGUUCCACAAACAAACCUGAGGGGUACCGGGUGUCCCAAGCUUUGAGGGAAAAUACAUAUCCAUUCCUAGCUAUGAUCAUGUUGAAGGAUCGGAGAAUGACUGUGGUUGGUCGGUUAGAAGGUCUCAUUCAACCUGAUGAUCUCAUUAACCAACUGACAUUCAUCAUGGAUGCAAACCAGACAUACCUGGUUUCUGAACGCCUGGAAAGGGAAGAGAGAAACCAGACCCAGGUGCUGAGGCAGCAACAAGAUGAAGCCUACCUGGCCUCCCUACGGGCUGACCAGGAGAAAGAACGAAAAAAGCAAGAGGAGCGAGAGCGGAAGCGACGAAAGGAGGAAGAAGUGCAGCAGCAGAAAAUGGCAGAAGAGAGGCGUCGACGGAACCUACAGGAGGAGAAGGAGCGGAAGUCAGAAUGCCUGCCACCUGAGCCACCCCCUGAUGAUCCUGAAAGUGUGAAGAUCAUUUUCAAGCUACCCAAUGAUUCCAGAGUAGAGAGACGAUUCCAUUUUACACAAUCUUUAACAGUAAUCCAUGACUUCUUGUUCUCCUUGAAGGAAAGCCCUGAGAAGUUUCAGAUUGAGGCCAACUUCCCCCGCCGGGUGCUGCCCUGCCUUCCCUCAGAGGAGUGGCCCAACCCCCCCACGCUGCAGGAGGCUGGACUCAGCCAGACGGAAGUGCUUUUUGUUCAGGACCUCACAGACGAUUGACGCUUUUGCCCUCAGCCCUGCCCCCUCUAUCCCCAAAAGAAAACAAAAUGAAAAAAAGAGAAAUUCAUAUUAUUAUUAUAAUACAAUAUUUUUUUUAAAAGACUGCUGCAUCCUAAGAGGGCAGGGGUGGGGGGGACUGGGGAUCAGAAACCAUGCUGCCUGUAUCAACCACGACCUAUGUGUGGUUCAUGAGAGAGGGAAACAGCAAGUGCGUCUGUUCUACAAUCCCACUGCCUCCCUUCUGCCUGUGUACCAAGCCCCUGCUUUCCAUUCACAGGGAGAGAUACAAAAGAGAAUGUCUCUUCUGAUUGACCCAUUAUCCUUUUGGUGGGAUGGGACCCUCCCUCACCAGUUCUCAUUCUUUAUAGCUUUUAUAGAAAAAUAAUAAAACCACCAACAACCAACUAUAUCCCCAAUGUCUAUUGAAGAAUUGCUCCUCUUGCCUCUAUGGAGAGGAGAUUGAGGGAAGAGGACAGAUAGAGGUGUUUCUUCAGUUUCCCACAAUAUACAAAUAUUUUUUUUUUCGUUGCUUUGUAAUGACCAAAGGAAUGGGGCUGACAUUUUUUUUCCCUUGAUUUUUAUUUGCUAAAGAGCCAAUUUUUACCAGAUAAAUUCUUGUCCUGGGCUUCUCAGCCUAUAGUGUAAUAAAGGCUCUGUGGGUUGGUUUGUGUUGAUGCCCACUCUUGUCCCCUGCAGCUCUCCAGAGUGGCUGUUGUAAGUCUACGUUCUUGUACUUAGAGCCCAUUUCCAUGUAUACACUG